GAAAUUGUUUUGUAAAACGACGGUUGAGUUGGGUUUGGUGAUAGUGAGAGAGAGAGAGAAAAGAGCUUCUUAAAGCUGCCUCUGUACCUCUCUAUAAGUACUUCUCUUUUCUCUCUCUUCUCUUCCUUUUUCUUCUUUCAUACAACCACUCUUCUUCUCUCUUUCGUCUUGGACACCGUACCAUACACAAAUAUAUACACAUACGCUCACAUAAACAUAUAUACACAUAUAUACGCACACAAAAAUAUACACCUCUUAUUACUCACAUCACACAGACCCUCAAAGCUGGCAUGGGCCACUGUCAGGUGUCUACUUUUCAAUAGUAAACCCUCCCUCUUGCUCCCCACAUUCACCAUUCAUCUCUUCUUCUUCUCUCUCUCUCUCUAUCUUUUCUGUAACAUAGCAGAGCCAAAAGAGAGAAAAAAAAAAAGUAAAGACUGUAUUCAUGACCUCGGGAAGUUUCAUGAAUGGGCUUUAGAGGUCGCUCAUGGAAAUGGGUUCCAGCUCAAUGACAGAGUCAGGGGGCUCUUCGUCUUCCUCGCCGCCCAACUCGUCUACUGAGUCACUCAACGGCUUAAAAUUCGGCCAGAAAAUUUACUUUGAAGAUGUGGGUAUCGGAGCUACACCCAAAUCCGGUGCUGGGUCGUCCUCGUGUUCCGGAGCCACCCCGCCGAAGAAGGUCAGGGGGAGCCCGGUCCAUUCGGGCCAACCACCCCGGUGCCAGGUUGAGGGGUGUAAAGUAGAUCUAAGUGACGCCAAAGCUUAUUACUCUAGGCACAAGGUCUGUGGCAUGCAUUCUAAGUCACCUAAGGUCGUCGUUAAUGGUCUUGAACAAAGGUUUUGUCAACAGUGUAGCAGAUUUCAUCAGCUUCCAGAAUUUGACCAAGGAAAGAGAAGUUGUCGAAGGCGCUUAGCUGGUCAUAAUGAGCGUCGGAGGAAGCCACCACAUGGUUCAUUACUGUCUACACGCUAUGAUAACAGCGGCAGAGUUGGAAGCUUUCUAAUGGACUUCUCAGCAUACCCUAGGCUUAGCGGAAGAGACGCCUGGCCAAAUGGAAGAAUAUCGGAGCGGGUGCCUGGAAAUCAAAGUGCCAUUCCAACUGGGAAGUACAUUCCGUAUCCGUGGCAGAGCAACUCAGAUAAUUCUUCAUCCAACCUAUACCUGCAGACUUCAGGCUGCGGAACGAGUAUCCCAGCUAAUCAUGGAAUUCCUCCGCCUCCGGGAGAAUGCAUCUCAGCAGUCGCAGACUCAAGCUGUGCUCUCUCUCUUCUGUCAAAUGAACCGUGGGGCUCUAGAAACCGGUCAUCAUCUGGUAUUGGGUUGCAAUCCUUGAUGAACACCCAAGGGGCACCUGUGGCUGAACCAACAUCAGCUACUCACAGUGAAACUGUCAAUCACUUUCAAAACACUUCUUGGUGCAUGAAGGAUGAUAUGGAUGGUAGCAGUUCACACCAGAUCCUUCCUGAUCUUGGCCUUGGUCAGUUCUCGCAUUCCCUCACAGGUCAGUUCUCUGGUGAGCUUGAGCUGUCUCAACAGGGUAGGAGGCCAUAUAUGGAAUCUGAACACUCGAGGGAUUAUGGUUCCUCCAGUCAGCACAUGCACUGGUCACUCUGAGGUCCAGUCUAUUGUUAGUAGUUCUAAUGAGAACCCAAGUCUCUUUCAAAGAAUUAGUAAGUUUAAAAACAUUUGCAAGUAAAACUUCUGCUCUUCUCUUGGGCCAAAUAUCAAAACUGAAUUGCUUUGUGUGGUUGUUGUCUUAUCCCUUGUUUUGACUAAUAUAAUAUUUUGGACCCUUGUGGAUA
Cannabis sativa is the source of this 1803-nucleotide messenger RNA. Its product is annotated as squamosa promoter-binding-like protein 9. The record is from RefSeq and is a predicted model, not a curated record. Bases 488 to 1615 code for a protein of 375 amino acids. Gene Ontology annotation, molecular function: DNA binding. Lineage: Eukaryota; Viridiplantae; Streptophyta; Magnoliopsida; Rosales; Cannabaceae. Gene Ontology annotation, cellular component: nucleus. The transcript has 3 exons.